Castor canadensis (American beaver) is the source of this 450-nucleotide messenger RNA. It is a transcript of the gene Thrsp, whose product is annotated as thyroid hormone responsive. The record is from RefSeq and is a predicted model, not a curated record. Gene Ontology annotation, cellular component: cytosol. Gene Ontology annotation, biological process: regulation of lipid biosynthetic process. Lineage: Eukaryota; Metazoa; Chordata; Mammalia; Rodentia; Castoridae.
AUGCAGGUGUUAACCAAGCGCUACCCCAAGAACUGCCUGCUGACCGUCAUGGACCGGUACUCAGCUGUGGUGCACGACAUGGAGCAGAUGGUGAUGAUCCCUAGCCUUCUGCGGGACGUGCAACUGAGUGAGCGUGAGGGCCAGGCCCACGAGGGGGCCUCUGAUCUCUACAGCUACUUUAUCAUGCUCAAGACCAUCCGUGUGGAAGUGGAUCAUGGGUUGCUGCCGAGGGAAGAGUGGCAGGCCAAGGUGGCAAGUGGCAAAGCCAUUGAGGCUGAGAACGAAGCUGUAGAGAGGGAGGAGGCUCAGGAAGAGAGGAUAUCGGAGCUGGACCUGGAAGCCCAGUUCCACCUGCACUUCUCCAGCCUCCAUCACAUCCUUACCCACCUUACCCUGAAAGCCCGGGAGGUGACGAGGAAAUACCAGGAAAUGACUGGACAGGUCUUGUAG